Molecule: messenger RNA, 5082 nt
Organism: Styela clava
Lineage: Eukaryota; Metazoa; Chordata; Ascidiacea; Stolidobranchia; Styelidae
Source: RefSeq, a predicted model, not a curated record
UUCAUUAGCAUGGUAACGUACGAGGUUUUCAAAUGUUACGCAUUGUUUACUUUUGCAAAAUCUGACGAUUUGAGGGGGAAUUUGUCUUGUGCUUAGGUGAGUGGCAAAUUAUGUUGAUGUGUUUAUAUUUUUUUUAAUUUUGGUCUUCAUCACAGUCGUAGUGAUUUGGGAAUAAAUUUUUUGCUGUGUGCUGGACGAGACAUAACACUGCAGUAGUACUGUAAUACGGUCCUGCCAGUGUGUUGACAUAUUUAUUCAAAGCCUUUCUCUUUGGUUAGGCCCCUAGAAUAUUAUAAAUUGGUUGAUUGAAUUACAAUUUUGGUUUUCUUAGAUGCAGCAAUUAACUGAAAAAUGUCAGACCUUAGUUUGACAGGAAAAUCUAUUUCACCAAUUCAGCAAGGUGCUAGAAGUUACUCUGCUAGAUCAACAAGAUCAUCAGCAAGUGAUUAUCAUAGAACUGCUACACAAAGUGAUGUAAAAGUUCCAAGAAGUUCAUUGUCAACCAGACCGAAACGACGAAAGCCUGCUAUGGCCUUAGAAUUUCCCAAAAAUUCAAAACCGUCACCACGGAGUUACAGUGUGGAUAUGCCCAAAACUAACUCAUCACAUGAAUAUCUUACAUUGUUUGAAACUCCAAGAAAUGCAAACCAUAGUUCACCAAGGACUCUUACAAAUUCGAAUAUUAAAAAACCCAGUAAAAAAUCUGAUAGAGACAGAUUUGAGCCAACUACAAAUUUCACUCAUAAUACAACACAAAAUUACCACAGAUCUUUUUCUACCGAUUUACCAAAAUAUAAACCAGUUAAUAGCAGUGCUCGAAGUUACAAGUCUGAAAGAUAUAAAGAAAGUGUGGAGCCAUCUUCACCUGUUAUUGUGGUACCAAUUUCGGAUAAUGAAAGGGUUGUUACAAGUACAUUUUCUUCUGCUCUUUCACAAAAUAAUAAUAAAGCACCAAAACCAAUAUCAAAUAAUAAUUUACUAAAAAGAGAGGAAGCUGCGAAAAAAAUUCAGACGUGGUACAAGCGGCAUUCUGUUCGUGCUAAAUCUAGUGAAGCAGCAUUAAAGCGUAUGCUUCAUCAAAAGAAAAUUGAAGUUGAAGGUACGAUGCAUCAAGAAGAAAUGCAAACAAAACAACGAACAGAUGAGCAGAAAAGAAAACAAAGGAGAGAGCGAGAAAGAGAAGAGCGGAAACGGGCAAUUGCAGAGUUGAGAAAAAGCCGCGAAGAGCAGGACCGAGUAAAGAAAUCUCUCGUGGAUGAAGAGAUGGCUAUUAUUGCGGAAAAACAAAAACAGAGUCGGAUUCGUACAGUUUACAAAAACAAAAAACAGACAGAACGAUCUGAAACAAGCGAUUCCAAAGUUAUUCAAAAUGUUGAAGAUAAAAUAGAUAGGAUAUUUGAAGAAACAAAAUUUUCCACUGCAAAAAGUUCAAGCUAUAAUUCAGCACAAAAAGACGAUAUACCUUCUCAAGAUGAAGAAAGUAUCCCUGAAGAAUUACCUGAAUCACCAGGAGAAACGACAAAAAGUCAAGGACUCUUGGAAAGCUUGUUAGAAACAAUACAACAACUUGAAGCUGAGCCUGAGCAACUAACAAAAAUAGAAACUAAUAGUAAACUUGAUGAAAAGCUUGCGUGGAUAGAUGAAAUGCAGGCAGAUCACUUGAGCUCUGUAUCCAAUUCAAAAGUUUCUGGCAGUGCUCGUGGUGCUGGUGAUUUCAUAGAUGGUACAAAACCGGUACAAGACAGCACAAACAACUUGUUAACAAAAGCUAAACUUAGCAAUCUCAUGGAGUUUUUGGAUAAUGUAGAGAAACAGGAUGAAAAGUAUGAGGCAGCGCGCUCUCACACUAGUCAUGUCUCAGAACACAGACAUCAAGAAAUUUCAGAAUCUGAUAAAAUGGCUGAAUUAGUUCAAGCAGAGAAAGCUGCUUCUCAAGUUACAACAGAGUUGCUAAAAUUACGUCUGAAUGUGGACGAAAAGACAAAAAGUGUGGAUUUGCUAAAGAAAGCACUUGCACAGCAACGUGAAUUGACAGUUCGUCAUGCACAUGAACAGGAAAAAGAAAUGAACCAACGAUUGAAAAUGCAGAAAGAGCAAUAUGAAUCAACAAUCCAAAGGCAUCUUUCUUUCAUCGAUCAACUAAUUGAUGACAAAAAAGUUCUUGGUGAAAAAUGUGAAAGGGUUGUUAUUGAAAUGAAGCAAGCUGAAAGUAAAUAUCAGAAAAAGAUAAAAGAACUUCAAGAGGCCCAUGCUAUUGAAGUCCGAAAGCAAAAAGAAGUAUUAUCUGCUGCUGAGAAGUUGCGAAGAGAAAAAUGGAUUGAGGAUAAGACAAAAACUAUAAAAGAAAUGACUGUAAAAGGAUUGGAACCUGAGAUACAAAGGUUAAUAGCUAAACAUAAACAAGAAGUAAAAAAAAUAAAAGCAAUUCAUGAAGCAGAGUUACUGCAAUCAGAUGAGAGAGCCGGUCAAAGAUAUAUUCGACAAACUGAGGAGUUGCGUGAACAUCUCGAACGGGAAAAAGAUGCAGCUUGCAAUCGAGAAAGAGAAAUGGCAAGACAGAGAUAUGAAAAGCAACUUGAACAAGAAGAAAUUGCUCUGCAGCAACAAAGAAGAAGAUUGUAUGCUGAAGUAUCCGAUGAAAAAGAAAGGCUGAAUGAGCAAGCUGCUCGACAACGAGCUGACAUUGAUCGCCUAAAAGAACAAUUGGAAAAACAUAACAGCCUUGCCACCUCCGCACUAACAGAUGAAUAUGAGAAAAGCAAAGAGGAAGCUGAACGACGCCAUACAGUGGAAAUCGAAACUCUGAAAGAACGGUUGGAAUUAGAAAAACAAGCUUGGCAAGAAACUUAUAUGAAAAAGCAGGAAGCAUAUGUUCUCCAAAAAGAAAGAGAAUUGAAAGAUGCAGUACGACAAGAUCGUGAUUCUGAAAUUGAAACUGUAAUAGAACAGCUUGAAAAGGACAUGGGUGUACAAAGAAGUCAAAUCGAAAAAACAGCUGAAAAUAGAAUCAAGAGAAUACGGGAAAAGUAUGAAUCGGAACUCAAAGAGAUUGAAGUUUUGGAACGACAGACUCAUGAAAAAUACAACAACAUGAAAGUGCAAUAUUCUGACAUGGAGGGUGAAAAUAUGAGGCUGAAAAGCACAAUUGCUCAUAAGGAACAAGAAAUCUUAGAUGUGAAAAAGGUGAAAAACAGACUUGUGGAAGAAAGAGGGAACGUCACAGAUAUAAUUCGUGACGAAUUUGCUGAGCGGCUAGUACACACAGAGGAAGAAAAUAAGAGGAUGAAGAAUGAAAUCGCACAAAUGCGAGCUCGACACCGGUUGGAACUGGAUCGAGUAAACCAAGAAAAAGAAGAGGAGCUUGCUGAAGUACACAAAAGAGUGAAAGCAGCAAUUGUGAAAAAAGAAGAAUCAGUUGCACAAAUAAAACAACAGCAUGAGUCCGCAGUUAAGCGUGCUGAUCAUCUAGAAGGCUUGUUGGAAGCACAACGAAAACAACUCCUUGGCAGGAAGAAAUAGCAAUAUCUCCUGGUUAAUGGAAUUCACCAUCAAAUAUCUUGCCUGGUCCAGCUUAAGGUCUUUGAUUUUCAGCCCUGAGCCUAACAUAAUGUCAUCGGUAUAACCUUGUAGCUCCAGCUUUGUCCAAAGCUCAAAUCGUUCAUUUGGUCACUACAUUGUCACAUUGAUGGUUUUAUACAUGCCCUACCUGGACUGUUUUGGUAGUUUGGGCGACACAUGUGCCUUGUUCUGUAUUUUAGCAUAGCAGCGUUUUAUCCCUCACAGAGAAUAUAUUUUUGUACUAAAAUGACUACUCAAUUUCACCAUGGGUAUCAUGUUUUACUGAAAUGUUUUAUUUUUUAGUUAUUGCAAAUUUUGAUAUAUUUGAUACAUUAUAAUAGUUACUUUUCAUUGUGCUGGCUCUUUUAAAAUGGGAAGGUGAAAGAGGCAGGAUAAGUGAGUAGUUCAUUCGGGUUGAGCACAGAAAGUAAGUAGGGUACGGCAUUAAAUAUUAGGUCAGGGGGGGGGGGGGCACAAUGCUAGGCGUAAAACUGAUUUUACUAUCCACUUCUCAAGAAAACUCUCCGUUCUUCCUAGUUUCGUUGCCUUAUGAGGUUAUUUCACAUGGUGUUCCUCCCUUUUUUAGUGCAUGAAUUGUUUGAACAUGAUGGAACUUGGAAUCUACCAAUCAAAAUAACACUGGAAUGAUAAACAAACAGCGUGGCCACGAGCCAUAAAAGGUUGGGAACCACUGUAAGAGGUGGUCUUGGAACAUCACUUCAUUUGCAAUCUAAUUGAUUUUGGAAUCAUAUAAAUAUCAAAAUUGGGUAUUAUUCUUUUAUUUCCUCAAUCCGUUGGGAGAAGUUAUUUUCCCGGCUUCCCUUUUUAUACUUUGCUUAUAUCUCAAGAAAACAAGGAUCAAAGAAAACGACAAACAAUUAAUAGGACGAUAACAGCCCAUUUUGACAGGCAUUCGUUAUGGGAUAAUGUUUCUAAGCGAAUGCGGAUAUGCACAUCCGUCUAUGUGUAUCACAUUGCAGGCUUUCUCAAUAGGAUUAUGUUGAGAUUUAAAACAUAGACGUUCACUUUUAAAAAUUUUAUUCCAUAGCAAAAUGCUAUUGGCACAUAGAAAAUAAGACUUACAAUUCAUUUACAUUCAUACAUAGAUCUGGCAUGAACUGAAAUUACACAACUGCAACAGUUAAAAAUGACAGAACGAAGGUAAUUAGAGCCACAGGAAACUACGCAUUUUAUUUUGCUUAAUAUUAACAGAUAUACUAUUUCCCAAUGAUAUGCUAAGUUAAAAUACAUAUGGUUCGCAAUGCCACUUUGGGGGUAUAGAAACAAUAGUGUCAUCACUAUUGGAGGUAAGCAGUCGCUGUUUAGCUUGUUUUCCAAUCAAGUAUUUAAGUAGUACAUGUUUGGAAGCUACACUAGAUCAAAGUAGGGUAUACAAACGCAAAUAAAAAUCGCUCUUACAACUUACCGAAAACAGCACAAACAAAAAGAAACUAUGAUUAACGCUGUUUUCGAUAAUUAGCAAGGCCGAAAAUAGAUCGAAAUGUUUUAUAAGUCUAUGCACAA